Messenger RNA from Colletotrichum karsti, 1656 nucleotides. RefSeq lists its product as uncharacterized. The record is from RefSeq and is a predicted model, not a curated record. The transcript has a single exon. NCBI's taxonomy places the organism in Eukaryota, Fungi, Ascomycota, Sordariomycetes, Glomerellales, Glomerellaceae. The coding region runs from base 1 to 1656 and encodes 551 amino acids.
AUGAUACACUUUUUCGAUCUGCCGCGCGAGGUGCGGGAUAUGAUCUACGUCGACUAUGUCUUUAUUCAGGGCGGCUACAUCUUGAAUUUUGACAGCAACAAGCUUAGAGGCGCCAACGGAAGCCUAAUCGACCUUACCCUUAUGCUGACUUGCAAAACUAUCGCCAAGGAGAUGAAGGGUGUAGCUCUAUCCUCGAAUACGCUCAACUUUUCCACAGAGCUCUCGGAAGAGCACCGCCGCACGGCUGGGCGCUUCGGCGAACUAGUCAAGACUCUCUACAACACGCAAGGAACCAAAAUGAACCAGAUUUAUCCGAACUUUCUCAGCAUCCCCGACGAUUUAUGGAGGAAACUAUCAGAGAUCGACCCGAAAUUUGCGCCGUACGUGGAUUUGAUCAGAAGAAGACCUCACUGGAACGACCGGCGCGCGGUGGACAACGUAGGUCCGCCAGGGUCGUGUGGCGAGACGCCUUCCGUGUUCCGGAGAUUCGUCCGCUCUGCUCUGCAGACGCUUGUGUCUCAUAGACAUUGCUUCGACGCGCAGGAGUUUGAAAACUUUGAAAGAGGGCGGCGCAUCUCAGACGCUAUACGACUUGAGAAACUUACCAACCUCAAUCCCGAUCUUUGGGCCAUACCUAGCGCCCAGGAAGUGGAGCUGAUGAUUUCCAGCAUGGGAAAGGGACCGAACAAGUAUUUCGAGAAGCGGUGGCUCCAUGGCUCGGCCGGUUAUCAGCUGAAUCACGUCAAACAUCGUUAUUCAGCUGCAGCAGUAGCCAUUCGAUUUCUCAGAUCCCUACCAAAAGACACCAGAUCAAGUAUUAGAAGGAUUGUACUCGAUGAGGACUGGUCAGCUGUUGCAUUUGCAGAGUGCCACGCCCAAGGGUUGAUUCCGUUCUGUCAAGAGAACCCUCAUCUGCGGGUGGAACGACGAGUUAGUAUGUGGCGAACCAUCUUGCAGACGAUGAGCUCAGCGUGCGAUACCUUCACCUCUCCUCACGAGGGCGCAGCUCUCGGGGCGGACCAAAUUUCUCAUUCAGUGGCGGUUUGGAUCCUAGAAGCCCUAGAACUGGAGCCUGCUGGUAUGCCCUUGGGUUCAUACACAAUGGUUCUUGAUGGGGACUGGACGAUCUCGGAAAUCUUCCAAAGGGUGGUUCGACGAGACGCCGCGUGGCAAGCGGCCGUCGACGUCUGUCUGGAGCGGGGGCUCAUCCUCCCUGUCUCUUGGGACGUGAGACGGGCGGAUCCGAGAAAUAUCACGGGCAUGGCAAGCGGAGGUGUGAAGAGGUCCAACAAAUGGUACUUGUUCGAAGGCUUCCCGCAGGCUGUAGAGGACAUUGUUGCCGGAAGGUCCGUCGUCAAAUGUGCCUUUGAACUGGCCGAUGCGUGGGGAGACUCCUACGACGUGGAGAAGCUGGCCGAGGAGCACAAGCACUGGACUUUGGACGAUUGGAAGGCGGGCUGGUUCGUCCGCGAAAAGGAGUCAUUCGAGCCCGACCCGCCCUCGCCGAGCUGGUUGCAACUCUUGUGUGACAAUACUUGGGAGGCAGCACCCGUUCGUUAUGACUUUGAGCAAGAACUCGAAUCGAGUCGAACUGCAAGGGAAAUAGAACGCGAAAUCCGAGAUACAUGGGACGAGACGAGCUGGGACGAGGCGUAA